This is a messenger RNA of Hydra vulgaris (swiftwater hydra), 1082 nucleotides long. RefSeq names its product COP9 signalosome complex subunit 5. Gene Ontology annotation, biological process: protein deneddylation. Gene Ontology annotation, cellular component: cytoplasm; COP9 signalosome. Lineage: Eukaryota; Metazoa; Cnidaria; Hydrozoa; Anthoathecata; Hydridae. The record is from RefSeq and is a predicted model, not a curated record. Gene Ontology annotation, molecular function: metallopeptidase activity; deNEDDylase activity; protein binding.
GUGUGUGUGUGAUAUAGUUUAAAUUAUAUAAAAAGUAAUAGAAAUGGAUUCACAGAUUGCUCAACGAACAUUUGAAUUGCAAAAUAGUAUUGAAUCUGUAAACAGCGUUGAUGAAAUUUAUAAGUACAGUCAUCAGCAACAACAAGAAAUACUAAAUAAAAAACCCUGGACAAAAGACCCACACUACUUUAAACAUGUGAAAAUCUCAGCAUUAGCUCUAUUAAAAAUGGUUAUGCAUGCUCGUUCUGGUGGAAACAUUGAAAUAAUGGGAUUAAUGCUUGGUAAAGUGGAUGGAAAUACAAUGAUAGUAAUGGAUUCAUUUGCACUUCCUGUGGAAGGAACCGAAACUAGGGUUAAUGCACAAGCAGAAGGUUAUGAAUACAUGACACAAUAUGUAGAGUCUUCAAAAAUGGUAGGACGUCUUGAAAAUGCUAUAGGUUGGUAUCACUCGCAUCCAGGAUAUGGUUGUUGGUUAUCAGGAAUUGAUGUUAACACACAGAUGCUUCAUCAGCAGUUUCAGGAGCCUUUUGUUGCUAUAGUUAUAGAUCCAACUAGAACAAUUUCAGCAGGAAAAGUUAACAUUGGUGCUUUUCGAACAUAUCCAAAGGGUUUCAAACCUCCAGAUGAAGGCCCCUCUGAAUAUCAGACAAUACCUCUUAGUAAGAUAGAAGAUUUUGGUGUACACUGUAAAGAAUACUAUUCAUUGGAGAUGUCAUAUUUCAAAAGUUCUUUAGAUCAAAAACUAUUAGACUCAUUAUGGAACAAAUAUUGGGUCAACACACUUGCUUCUUCAUCAUUACUGACUAAUGUUGAUUACAUAACAAAUCAAGUAAUGGAUUUAUCUGAAAAGUUAGAACAGUCAGUGAACCAAAUUUCUCGAUCGCACUUUAGUGUUUCAUUUGAAGCAAAAAAAGAGGAGGGGAAACUGCAGAAAGCAAAUAAAGAUUGCUGCAAAUUAAACAUUGAAGCAGUUCAUGGCUUGAUGAGUUUAGUUCUGAAGAAUACACUUUUCAAUACAGUUGGCAGCAGAACUUAGAAAUGUUUAUUGUUUUAAUAUUAGUUAAUAAUCGAUUUGUAACUAA